Molecule: messenger RNA, 1488 nt
Organism: Struthio camelus australis
Lineage: Eukaryota; Metazoa; Chordata; Aves; Struthioniformes; Struthionidae
Gene: CCDC12
Product: coiled-coil domain containing 12
Cellular component (GO): post-mRNA release spliceosomal complex; U2-type spliceosomal complex
Source: RefSeq, a predicted model, not a curated record
GAAGCGGGGUUGCGAUGCGUGCAGAUACAUGCCCUGGGCAUCCUUGUGGGGAAAACGCGGGGUUAAUCUGCAGAAUCAGUUCCCGUCCUGGAAACCGGCAAUGCCGAAGAGGAUUUCGGGGUUGCUGGGUUCAGAGUCACGAGACGAAGGGGCCAGCGCCGAUUCCUGGAUUUGGGCACGAGAAUAAGGAUGGUGGCGAACGUGAGAAGAAGCAGUUCAGAGAAGACGAGGAAGAAGAGGCUGCCAGGCACAAGGAGCUCAAACUGCGAAACUACGAGCCCGAAGAUGAGGAGCUGAAGAAGAGGAAGGUGCCCCAGGCCAAGCCAGCCUCAGUGGAAGACAAGGUGAAGGACCAGCUGGAGGCUGCCAAGCCGGAGCCCAUCAUCGAUGAGGUGGACCUGGCAAACCUGGCCCCCAGGAAGCCAGACUGGGAUUUGAAGCGAGAUGUAGCUAAGAAACUGGAAAAGCUGGAGAAGAGGACACAGAGAGCCAUCGCUGAAUUGAUCCGAGAGAGGUUGAAAGGCCAGGAAGAGGAGCUGGCAUCAGCAGUCGGGUCAGCAAAGCAGGACGGAAGCGACUCCGACUGAGGAGCUCCAUCCAGCAGCCUCGGGCACGAGCUCUGCUGAGGGCUCUGUAGGUUGGCCUUUGCCAGCAACGCCAAUCGCCUGCUCGCAGGCACCUCUUGUCGGGACAUGCUGCUGAUGAACGCUUUGCCAGAAGCCCAGGGAGCCCUAACGUGCCUGAAGGAGAGGGACGGAUACAAGGAGCUCUCAGACUGUGGUUGGCUUUUGAGGAGCAUUUCACAGAUAUCUUUGUGGGACCAAUUGCAGUGCCAGCAGGGGUUGAUGGGAGCAGGACAGACACCCAUGUUAGCUUGAACCUAGACUGCCAGGGCUCCAAGGAGGGAAGAUAUAAGCAAAGGGCUAGUGCUGGAGAAGAUGCCGAUGUCGCAGGUUGACCUCUGAAAACAACCCUGUGCUGAUGUUAUCCAAGGUUACUAGAUCUAGGCUAACUCUCCUCAUUUGCUGGAUAGGCAAGACACAACCGCACAGCCUAGAGCAGCCCUUUGAGAGGCACUGCUGUUUCCCAGGGGACUGACAGCCCUGUUUCUGUGCAGAGAGUUCCCUGUCUUGGGGUGAUGCUCUCUGCAGAACAGCUGGCCCAACUGGCAUGCGGGGAGCGGUGACGUCUCUCACCUUUGGCUGUGAGUACUCAGGAGCCUCUCGUUCAUGGUCAGACUCAGCAUGUACAGAGCAGCUGUGCUGGAAAUGACCGAACAGCUCAGGAUCUGUUGUCAUUCUGCAUCGGGGAAAAGGCUCCUGUGGUCUAGCUGAGAGGUUACCGUGUAGUUUGUUCUGUUCCCGCAAGUUUCCAGAUCCUUCAGGCUGUGCAGCGUGUACCACCCCUCUGUGUGUUUUAUGACUGACAAAGUUUGGUUGUAAGAAUUAUUUUCAUAAUAAAAUGGUCCCGCAGUGGUAGAAACCAUCA